AGAAAUCAUUUGGAAGUGGUGAAGCUGAUGGCUGCUCCCGCCUGAUUGCGGUUGGAUUGUUUUCUAUAACACACUCUGCUCUGGGCUCUUGUUCCUUUGGUGAAAGUUGCGCUGGUUCUUGCUCACUGCAGCCACAAGCAGACGUUUAAAGCGACAGCUCGAUCAACUAAAUAACAGGGGCAACGCUCCUGAUCACUGGAGUCGGCUUUAAGAGCACGGUGGUGAGGGGAAUGUGCCUCACUCACCGUGUAAACUAGUUUAAACGGGGGAUUAAAGUGUAAAAGAAGUUGAUAUAUCUAGAUCCUUUUAGAGGUUUGCAUCCGACCGCUUCUGAUGCCAUCAAAAGACGUGGGAUAUUUAACGUGACCUUGAAAUUUACAACGUUUUACAAUUUUGGGUCUGGCUCAGUUUACUUUAAAGAGUUAAUCUGAUGGCGGGCUGCUGCGAAUGUUUAUUGUAAAAAGGUCAAAAGGUAAUUUGAAAAAAAAACAAGUGAGGCUAUUUGCACUUUAUACAUGCAGGAAAUGCAUCAUGUCCAGGAGGGGAUUGCUUUGUGACUGAAUACAACUCAGCUCUGUACCAUAGAUAACAAAGACUGGUAGCAUUCAGGAAGCAGCACAUUGAGCCUCCAUCCAGCGCUAUAGCUAACUGUGCCACACUCAGAUGAAAACAUGUUCCUGUUGAGACAGCUCACUCCGGUGUUUGUAUUCCUGAGUGCAGCCUCACUUUCUUGCGACCGUGGAUCUCCAGCUUCAUCCAUGCACAGCACGGGGAUUGUCUGCAGAUUUACCAAGGAAGCGGGUUUAGUAUUCAACCAAGAAACCAGUGAUGUGAUCCAGGCAGUAUUUCGUCAUGCUUCAUUCCCUAACAUAGAAGGGAAGAAAUCUGUUCUGCUUCUAGGCACAGUUUCAUAUAUUUUUAAAAAUUUGCAGAUAAACAACAUGUCCGUGGAAAAGAGUGACGCUGACCUUAGUGAUGAGAAAGGAAUCCUAAUCUCUAUCCAGGAUGUGGCUGUCGCCUUCAAGGGGACCAUGAACUAUGCAUACUCCAACUGGCUGUUAAAUCUAAAUCACUCACUGGAUUUUCAAAUUGAGUCCCAGACUGAUCUUAAUCUUGCUCUAACUUUAGCCUGUGACAAUGGGCGAAUUGCUGUAACCAUCUCCGAUUGUCUGCUGAACUUUGACAAGUUAGUUCUGAAAAUACAAAAGCACAAAGAGGCUAGCUGGAUUCAACGACUGUUCACAGAUUUUGUCUCUUUCACUUUGAGACAUAUUGUUAAAGGACAGAUCUGUACCGAAAUUCAUAAAAUGGCAAAUCUACUGGCAGACUUCACUCUGUAUCAAGCAGCACUAUUCAUACAAGAUGGGGAGAUUGCCUCAAGUAUCGAAUUAACCACUGACCCAGUAAUUACCUCAGGAUACAUUGAAUCACGGCACAAGGGUAGUGUUUCCUACAAGAACUCUUCAGUUUCACAGAAGCCCAGUGCCAUCCCAGUUGAGAGAGUGGAGACCAGAAUGUUUAAUCUCUGGGUCUCGGAGCCAGUGAUCAACUCUCUCCUUUUUGCAGCAUAUCAAGACGAUCGCCUGACUCUGAAGCUCACAGACAGUGAUUUGCUGAAACUUUUUGAGGAUGGAGGAUCUAAAAAUCAGCCGAACAUUUUACAGCAGAUGAUCCCUGGUGUUCCUAUGCGAAAUCUGAUGAUCAAACUUGGGCCUCUUAGACCGCCUGUCAUUCUCUUCAAGCGUCCAGGCACCAUUAUGCAGGCAUCUAUAUAUGUGGAAGUUGACGUGUUGUCCAGCAAUAAUGACUCACACAUCGCACUGUAUUUGGAAAUGGAUUCUGAAACUAUUGUCCUUGCAUCUUAUGCAGAGAGGAAAAUCCACCUGCAGCCCUCUUCUAGUCUCUGGGCCAUCAAAGUUGUAAACAGCAAUCCUGCGAUCACUCUGAAUGAGAAUAAAGCUAAGCGUUAUUUGGAGGCAUUUUUCUCAACAGGAGGACUGGAAAAGAUAAUCUCUUAUAUAGAAUUUUACGUAACAGCCCUGCUUGACAAAAAGGGAUUGCGCUAUUUUAACAUUACCAACACUCUGAUGGAGACAGAUGAGGGUUAUGUGACCAUCGCAACAGACUUUGGCUUUCCACGGCACUUACUAGAGAAUUUCCUCCAAAACCUCACGCCGAUGGCAAGGUCCUAAAUUCAGAAUAAAUGGUGAGGAUUGGUUGGAUGCGGAGCCAAUGAAAUGAGGGUUUGCAUUAACUUGGAAAAAAGACCUUGAUCUUUGUUCUGAAGAUAUGUUUAACUGAGUUUACCAAAUCAAUGAUUCACUGUUAUUACUCUGACAUGUUGUAUUCACCUAUGUUUGUCAAUGGCAUUUAAACAAGUAUUAUAUAAUUAAUUGCUCCAUAUCAUUCUGCAAAGUAUAAUGUGUUUUAUCUUGUAUGUUACUUUUAUCCCUUCAGUUCUAAUUCAUGAUAUCUUGUCAGUCCUCUCCUAUGUUACUACACUCAAUUUCCUGAUGGCUUCUUACACUAAUAAGAUGAUGUAUUUUCAA
Messenger RNA from Carcharodon carcharias (great white shark), 2549 nucleotides. RefSeq names its product cholesteryl ester transfer protein, plasma. The record is from RefSeq and is a predicted model, not a curated record. The transcript is spliced from 16 exons. Gene Ontology annotation, molecular function: phosphatidylcholine binding; cholesterol transfer activity; cholesterol binding. The coding region runs from base 672 to 2192 and encodes 506 amino acids. NCBI's taxonomy places the organism in Eukaryota, Metazoa, Chordata, Chondrichthyes, Lamniformes, Lamnidae. Gene Ontology annotation, biological process: phospholipid homeostasis; triglyceride homeostasis; reverse cholesterol transport. Gene Ontology annotation, cellular component: high-density lipoprotein particle.